GUGCUACAGCAAUUUUCGUGCGGAGGUCCUGGAAGGAACAUGGCGAUGGUGAUUUCAUAGUAUUAGUUGCAUUUUUGAUUUCGAUUGUUUCAACCUCAAAACACGUGUACAGAUUUCAUCACAUACGAUCGAAAGUGAUUUUUAAUUAUUCGAUAAAUCGGAAACAAACGCGCAACGCAAUGAGCUUCUUCAGCAAAGUGUUUGGUGGGAAGAAGGAACCAACUGCUCCUUCAACAGCCGAAGCAAUUCAGAAGUUACGCGAAACUGAGGAUAUGUUGAUAAAGAAACAGGAGUUUUUGGAGAGCAAAAUUGACAAUGAAAUAUUAAUAGCGAAGAAGAAUGCGUCGAAGAACAAGCGAGCUGCUAUCCAAGCGUUGAAAAGAAAAAAGCGAUAUGAGAAGCAAUUACAACAAAUUGAUGGCACAUUAUCUACAAUUGAAAUGCAAAGAGAAGCACUAGAAAGUGCAAAUACAAAUACUGCCGUUCUUACUACUAUGAAAGGAGCUGCAGACGCAAUGAAAGCUGCACAUCAACAUAUGGAUGUUGAUCAAGUACACGAUAUGAUGGAUGACAUAGCAGAACAACAAGAUGUGGCUAGAGAAAUUUCAGAUGCUAUAUCUAAUCCAGUAGCAUUUGGCCAAGAUGCUGAUGAAGACGAGUUAGAGAAGGAGCUAGAAGAACUUCAACAAGAACAACUUGACAAAGAAUUACUUGGUAUCGAUACAACGACAGAUGAAUUACCGGCGGUACCAACUUCAGUUCCUGUUGCGCCAAGCAAAACUCGUACAAAAGCUAAACCAGAAGAAGACGACGACUUGAAAGAGUUAGAAGCAUGGGCAUCUUAAAGUGUUAUUAGAAGAUGAAUCCCCUCAAUCCCAUACAAACGUACGGGUUAUGAAACGAUCUUUGAGCACAGAUAUCACGAAUCAUGCUUGUUUAAGAUGAUGGAGUGACCAUAAUAAAAAGUAGAAUGCCAAGCAUAAAUAAAAAAAUAAUAACGCAA
Molecule: messenger RNA, 1003 nt
Organism: Acromyrmex echinatior (Panamanian leafcutter ant)
Lineage: Eukaryota; Metazoa; Arthropoda; Insecta; Hymenoptera; Formicidae
Gene: shrb
Product: charged multivesicular body protein shrub
Biological process (GO): vesicle budding from membrane; late endosome to vacuole transport via multivesicular body sorting pathway
Cellular component (GO): ESCRT III complex; multivesicular body; cytoplasmic side of plasma membrane
Source: RefSeq, a predicted model, not a curated record